AUGGGGCUGGGAGGGAGCAAAGCCGACGCCGCGGAGGAGUGGAUUGUGAACCUAGGCCACCGGCAGGAGAAGAAGGGCGUCACCAACUCGGUCGUCACCUCUAAGUACACCGUCUGGAACUUUGUUCUCAAGAACCUUUGGGAGCAGUUUCACAAGGUGUCGAACAUUUAUUUUCUCUGCAUCUGUUGUCUUCAGAUGAUUCCGCAGAUCUCCACGACCAAUGGCGUGCCCACUCUGGCUCUUCCUUUGUCGACUGUGUUGAUCAUUAAUGCGGCGAAAGAUGCCUUCGAGGACUGGCAGCGACACAAAUCAGACAACCUCGAGAACAACCAGGUCACACACGCAGUGAUUUUUCCGUGUGACAAAGCCGCGCACUCGGCGCGAAUGAAGGAUGCUCGGCAGGCGGCGCGGAAGAUAAUUCAGAACAAACUCGGACACGCGACUGCGCGGCCUCGCGGCGCGGCUGGGGGCGAGGAGGGCGGAGGCCGGGCGGCGGCGGGCUCGCUGGCGGGCGGCGACGUGGAGACGCACUUGGCGGCGUUUUGCGAGGAGCUCGGCGUGCCGGAGGAUGAGGCUCCGCUGCCGAUUCUUCCCAAGUUUUGGAGGCAUGUGGACGUCGGAGACGUGAUUCUGUGCGUGAAGAACGAGUGCUUUCCGGCAGACAUGGUCCUGCUCGCGACGUCUGGAUCCCGCGGAGGCGCUUUCGUGGAGACCGCGAGCCUGGACGGCGAGACAAAUUUGAAGCUGAAGCAGACGCACCGCGUGACCUUUGAGUGGCUCACCAACUACUUGCCCCUCGCGCUGCGCUUCCUGCUCGCCCGCAAAGGCCGCAUUCGCUGCCAGACCCCCAACCGCGACCUGAACGUCUACGAAGGCGUUCUCGAACUCGAGUCUGGCAUCUGCGACAUUAGCAGCGACGACGCGGAGCUCGUGGGGAACGCCGCCUCGUCGCACGAGGAAGAAGAGGAGGAAGAAGGAGAGGACGACGCUGACCCUGAAGACGAGGCGCGACGCGGGUCGCGCCCCUGCCGCUUCACAGGUACCUACGGCCGCGGCGGCGGUGGCGCGCAAAUGUUCGUCUCCUGGCCUUUCAUGGACGCGCCCAUGUCCAACCAGCAGCUGCUGCUCAGAGGUUGCAAGCUCAGAAACACGGACUGGGCUCUGGGCGUCGUCGUGUACACGGGCAAAGAAACCAAAAUCCAAAUGAACAGCUCGAGUCCGCCGCGCAAGAGCUCGCGAGUGGAGCGACUCACAAACAAGUUGACUGUCACCAUUUGGCUGGUUCAGACGCUUCUCUGCCUGGCGGUCGCAGUCGGACACACGCUUUUGAUGUUCAGCUCUGCGGCUGGUGCACGGACGUACAUGGGCGCAAGGGAUGAGCGGAAAAACCCCGUCGCUUUCUGCAUCGCGAACUUCUUCACGUGGAUGGUGCUGACUUGCAACCUCGUUCCAAUCUCGCUGGUGCUUCAAAUGGGCAUGGUAAAGGCGCUCCAGUCGCUCUUCAUCAUUCGCGACAAAAGCAUGCUUUUCUACCCGCCGCCGCGGCGCGGGUUCGGCGCGGCGCCCGGGCGCGGCGGCGACGCGCAUGCAGAUCUCGGCGCGCUCUCGAGUCAGAUCCGGAGCUCGACGAGUUCGCUGUUCCUGUCGCCGGUCGGCAAACCGAUUUCGACUGUCUUCUCACAGGUGUCGGCGCUGUCGCCCGUUGAGCAGAGUCCAGCGCGCUCGCCCACAGGUUCCUCGCCGAACGCGAGCCCGCCAGCCUCGGAGGCGGACGACAAGGCGCGCGCGCGCCGCGCAAAGUCCGCGCGGAGCUGGCGAAGCCGCGAGGAGUCUCCGACCCACGACGCAGAAGCGCCUCUGAGCCGCGCCUCCACGUUCGGCCGGCGUUCGCACAGCUCGGCGCGGCGUGCAGACAGCCGACGAGACGCGCCGGGGGAGGACCAGCGCGUGGACUCGAUGCUGACCCCGACAAAGUCGGCGGAGCGGCGGCAGCUCAGCUCGCGACGCCCCCGCAGCAGGGAGAGAGACGUCGGAUUCUGCCACGGCUCGGUCUCGCUGCGGUCGACGGCAGGGCACGCCUGCGCGUGCCCGUUCGAUUCUGACACGCUCUCGAGCUGCGAGGAAGGAGAGACGCGCAAAGCCAGUGCUGCGCACUCCACAGACGCCCGGCGGGAUGGGGAGACUCGCGCGACCGCGCGAUCCGUCUCGCAGCGGCGUUCGCGAGCGGCGGCGUCGCAUCCCGCGCGGAAACGCGCAGACGGCGAGGCGAAGGCGGGCGGUGCCGGGGAGCCUUCGAGGGAAGAGGGUGGCGCAGACGCAGGGGUGGUGCCGAGUCUCUGCGACGCUGUUCACUCGUUGGAGGCGUCGCCGGCCGCGAGGUCAACCUCGUGCCUUCAAGAGAGGAGCAUCUGUCUGGCACUCAGGCUGCACUCCGCUGCUGCGUCGUCCGUCUCGACGUCGCCGCCUGUGUCUUCUCGGCGCUCCACAGUCAUGUCGCCGCCCACAGCGGCGACGAGCGCCUCCGACCGCGGACCCUACGCAGAUCCGGAAGAGGACGAGGACUCCGAGCGUGCCGCAGAGGCCCGUGAGGCGUCGCCUCGUUUCCCUCUUCCUCUGCGGCGCGUAGCCUCCCGCGCUCUCCUCCACGGAGAAGCCCCGCCGCCUCACCCCCAAUCUCUGCUUUCGUCCGCCUCGUCGCGUGAAGACCUCGCGUCGGGCGUCUCCCCGAGCCAGGAGGUGUCAAGCCCUGGUGCACCGCGGUCUUCUUCCUCGCUGCAGUCUUUCGCAGAGGACAUCGUCGGCGAGUCGGCUGCGCGUGGCACGCGCACCUUUUGCGCAGAGGCGGCCUGCCAGCGUGAGGCGUCUCCGCCGCCCUCCUUCAUGUCUUCGUUCUCCUCUGCGCAUGCGGACCAAGCGCUGCCCAGCGCAGAGAAUUCGGCGCCGUUUCCGCGCGGCCGGCGGACCUGCUCUGAGCAGAAGGUUUGCUUCUCCUUGAUCUCGCCGUCUUCCUCUUUUCCGAUCCUUUCCCGCGACGCCUCGAGCUCCGUCCUUCCCGCGCCGCGCGCGCCGUCCGCCCAAAAGCUCGCGGCGGACGAGUCGCCGCGCCGAGUCGAGGAGAAAGUCGAGCCGCAGCAGGGGGCAUGGCCAAGAACAAGCGACUUGAACGAGGAACUGGGACAGGUCGAGUACGUCUUCAGCGACAAGACCGGCACGAUGACCUCCAACGUCAUGGAGUUCCGCAGAUGCUGCGUACGAGGACUGAGUUAUGGGCAAGGCCUCACAGAGGUUCGCCGACAGGCACUGCGGCGUCUCGGUCUUCCUGUGCCGCCUGAACCCGUUCCACCGUCGAGCGAGCCUGUGACGCCGCAGGUACAGAUGGUCGACGCCGCGCUGCGGCAGCAGCUGAACGAUCCGAACCACCCGAUGCACACGUACCUUGUCGAUUUUUUUCUUCACCUCGCAGUGAACCACGCUGUGGUUUUGGAGACAGAUCAACACGGCGUCACCAGAUAUUCGGCCUCGAGCCCCGACGAGGGCGCGCUCGUCUACGGCGCGCGGCACUUUGGGGUCGAGUUUUUGGGUCAGACGCCGGCGGGCAUGGAAGUCUCCGUGCUGGGUCGGCGGCUACACGUGUGCGUGUUGGCGUCGAUUGAGUUUUCUAGCAAGCGGAAGCGCAGCAGCAUGCUGUGCGAAGUGUUUUACCCCGACGUCAAGCGCGAGGCGUGCGCUGAGGAGGACGGGCGCGGCGAGAAGGGCGCGAAGAGCGAUUUCGUCAGGAAAAUCGUUCUCUACGUGAAAGGCGCGGACACCGUCAUCGUCCCGCUCCUCCGCACGCGCGGCGACACGGAAAACCAGAUGCUGAACACGAUGGAGGAAUACGCCGAAGACGGUUUGCGCACGCUCUGCAUCGCCAAACGAGAAGUUGAAGAGGAGGAAUUCCUCGGCUGGUUCCAAGACUACGAGGCCGCUGAACGCGCCACUGUCGACCGACAGGCCAAAAUUGAGGCCGUCGCUGAACGCCUCGAAGUCAUGCUGGAGUUGCAGGGCGUGACGGGCGUCGAGGACAAGCUUCAGAUAGGCGUCGGCGAUACCAUUGAGAAGCUGCGGACUGCUGGCAUCAAGGUCUGGAUGUUGACCGGCGAUAAAGUGGAGACGGCGAUCAACAUCGGGUUUGCGACCUCGCUGCUGACCCGGGACAUGCAGCAGCGGACGUACGUCUGGGAGGAGCUCGACCGCGACAAAAAUCUCCUCCGCGAGCGGCUUGUAGAGCACGAGCGGAGGCUGACAGAGCCGCGAGGCAAGAAGGACGUCGACGAGGGCGAGCGCGAGCUGUGGACUGCGCCGCACGCGCUGAUCGUCGACGGCGAGGCGCUGCAGCACAUGCUGGAGCCCGAUCUCGAGAAGGCCUUCGUCUCCGUCUGCACGCGCUGCGUGACCGUUAUUUGCUGCAGAGCCACUCCGCACCAAAAGGGAGCGGUCGUGUCGCUGAUCAAGAAAUACAAGGGAAAAAUUACUCUCGCGAUCGGCGACGGAGCGAACGACUGUAACAUGAUUCAGUCCGCCGACGUCGGCGUCGGCCUCAAGGGCGAGGAAGGCAUGCAAGCAUUUAAUUCGGCGGACUACGGCUUGGUGCAGUUCCGGUUCCUCCAGCCGCUGCUGCUGACGCAUGGUCGCUGGAACUACAGGCGCAUUUCGAAGCUGGUGCUUUACAUGUUCUACAAAAACCUCGUCCUCGUGCUGCCGAUGUUUUUCUUCGGCUUCCUCUCCGUCUUCUCGGGACAGAAAUUUUACUUCGAGUACCUCUACCAAAUGUACAACGUCGUCUUCACUGCGAUUCCGAUCACGCUGUACGGGGUGUUUGAUCAAGACGUGGACAAGCAGCUGUCGCUGAAGUAUCCGCAGCUGUACCGGUGCGGUCAGAUGGACCUGUAUCUCAACCUGCGCGUCUUCCUCAAGUGGAUGCUGAACGGCAUUUGGCAAGCGAUAGUCAUCUUCGUGCUUCCGACGGCGAUAUUCGGCUUCUACGCAGUUCCUACCACCACAGGCCGGACGAUGGACAUCUGGAUGAUCGGUUUGAUGAUCUUCGUGAUGAACAUGAUUGUGGUCAACAUCAAAGUUCUGCUCGAAACAUACUACCUCAACUCUGUCAUCUGGGCUGGCUUCUACAUCAGCCUCUUAGCGUGCCUGCUGUUCGUUUUUCUCUUCUCGAGCUGGCCGGCAUUCGCGGGCACGAUGCUCGGCUGCGUGUUCUAUCUGUUUGUCGACGGCGCGGCGUGCUCGCUGCUCUCCAUCUCCGCUGCGUCGACGCUCUGCCUUGCGCGCGACUGGCUCUGGAAGGCCUUCCGCGUGAAUUCGGCUCCACAGCUCUACCACCUCAUCCAGCAGCGCGAGUACACGCAGAACUUUGCUCAGUGGGAUCACCACGCGAAUCAACACGACAAAGAACUAUUCUUCGAGCUGCCGCGCUCCGCAGAAGGUUCCCGCCUCAUGUCCUUGCGAGAAGAUAACUAUACUUUGCACGCAAGCAUCGGGCAAGGAAAGGCUGGUCGAGGGCGGCAGUCGACGAGGGGCUUCGCUUUCAGCGAGGCGGAUCCGGCGUUCAGCGCGGCGCUCCACAACCACAAGACGCGCAAGCUGCUCGGACUCACCCCGUCGUGGCGGUCGUCUUCGUCGUCCUCGCACUCUGCGCACCAGGGCCUGGAGAAGGGUCCCUCGGUGUCUUUGCGGGAGAACGGCGGCUUCCUGAGCUCGUCCCCGUCUUCGGUCUCUGCCCAGCAGAAGUCCGCGGGGGCGGAGAGUGAGAGGGGAGACUGGCGGAGCGCCAAGUCCCCGAAGAACAGCAUGAAGUCGCUGCUGGGCUGGAAGGGCCGCAGCGGAUCGAGCCACAUCACUUCGCGCGUCAGCAGCGCGCCCGCGUCCGGCGUCGGCCGCGAGGAGAAGCAGUCGGGAGUGUGGGGGUGGAUUCGCAAGCCCGCGUCGAAUCACAGCUCGCGCGACGGGAGGAAAGGCAACUUCUCUUCGCUGCUCUCCUCCGCACUGCCCUUUUCACGCAAAGAGGAAACUCACGACGGGCUGCUCGAGGACGAAGAGACUUUCGUCCCGCAGCCCGCUGCGGCGCCGCCGAGGACCGUGAAAAGGAAAACCUACAUUCCAUCAGAAGACAGCGCCGAUUCGGAGGAUCUGGACGACCUCACAGAGGAUGACGAAGACGACGAGUCCUACAAGCAGCGCGUGCGCCAGUCGCGGGAGCGCCCCGAGGAGGGCAACUAG
Messenger RNA from Besnoitia besnoiti, 6270 nucleotides. RefSeq lists its product as uncharacterized. NCBI's taxonomy places the organism in Eukaryota, Apicomplexa, Conoidasida, Eucoccidiorida, Sarcocystidae. The coding region runs from base 1 to 6270 and encodes 2089 amino acids. Gene Ontology annotation, molecular function: magnesium ion binding; ATPase-coupled intramembrane lipid carrier activity; ATP binding. The transcript has 19 exons. Gene Ontology annotation, cellular component: plasma membrane. Gene Ontology annotation, biological process: phospholipid translocation. The record is from RefSeq and is a predicted model, not a curated record.